AUGUGUGGCAUCUUCGCCUGCCACCACCAUCCGGAUGUGAAGACAUUCCGCCCCACCGCUCUGCGUAUGGGCAAGCAGGUCAAGCACCGUGGCCCCGAUUGGAGCGGCAACCACACCUCGGACCAGACCAUUCUUGUGCACGAGCGUUUGUCAAUUGUCGGCAUUGACACGGGCGCUCAGCCCAUUCUCAACAAGGACGAGAGCAUUGCCCUGGCCGUCAAUGGCGAGAUCUACAACCACAAGAUCCUGCGAAAGCAGUUGCCAACGCCAUACCCAUUCAAGACACACUCCGACUGCGAGGUCAUCAUUCCUCUUUAUGAGCAAUAUGGCCUGGACGCUCCCAAACACCUGGACGGCAUGUUCAGCUGGGUUUUGCACGACAAGAAGCAGGAUCGUCUCGUCGCUGCACGCGACCCGAUCGGCAUUACCACAUUCUACAUUGGCCGCUCAUCGAGCACACCGGGCGCCGUAUACUUUGCCAGUGAACUCAAGUGCCUGCACCCUGUUUGUGACACAAUCGAUGCCUUCCCACCAGGCCACGUCUACGACAGCAAGACUGACACUCUUACUCGCUACUUCACACCCAAGUGGCUGAUGGAGCCCACCAACGUUCCUUCCACCCCGCUCGAUCUCAAGCUCAUUCGUGAAACUUUUGAGCGAUCCGUUCGCAAGCGGCUAAUGGCCGAGGUACCAUAUGGUGUGCUUCUUUCCGGAGGUCUGGACAGCUCUCUUGUCGCUGCAAUUGCCCAGCGUGAGACAGUCCGCCUGCAGAAGGACUACGCCAAGCAACAAGCUCUGCUCUCUGGCACUGCCAGUCCCUCCCUCAAUGGCGUCGCCGCCAACAUCUCUCAGGAAGGUCCUCCAGCUGACGAGGAAUUGGCCGGCAUCGAUGAGGAGUACCACCUCAACUCUGUCCCCGUUCUUUCCCAGCUCAACUCGUUCUCCAUCGGUCUCCCCGGCUCUCCCGAUGGCAAAGCCGCUCUCGAAGUCGCCCGCUACCUCGGAACCCGCCACCACUCAUUCACCUUUACCAUUCAAGAAGGUCUCGACGCCUUGUUCGAUGUCAUCUACCACCUUGAGACAUUCGAUGUCACCACCAUUCGCGCUAGCACACCCAUGUUCCUCCUCUCCCGCAAGAUCAAAGCCAUGGGCGUGAAGAUGGUGCUUUCGGGCGAGGGCUCGGACGAGAUCUUUGGUGGAUACCUCUACUUUGGCAACGCACCCGACAAGAAGGCAUUCCACGAGGAGACGGUACGGAGAGUCAAGAACUUGCAUCUUGCGGAUUGUCUGCGUGCCAACAAAUCCACCUCUGCGUGGGGAGUGGAAGCGCGUGUGCCAUUCCUCGACAAGGAGUUCCUCGAGACUUCCAUGGCGAUCGACCCACAGGAGAAGAUGAUCGUCAAGGGUGAGAGGAUUGAGAAGUACAUUCUUCGCAAAGCGUUCGAUACCGAGGGCGAGCCAGGCGCAAAGCCAUACCUGCCCAAGCACAUUCUCUGGAGACAGAAGGAGCAGUUCAGCGAUGGUGUGGGAUACGGCUGGAUCGACGGUCUCAAAGACGAGGCGAAGAAGAUGGUUACCGAUGAGCAGAUGGUGGAAGCGACAAUUCGAAAGGACAAGCCACACUGGGGUGACGAUAUUCCGGAUUCAAAGGAGGCAUACUGGUACAGGUGUAUGUUCGAUGAGCACUUCCCACCAUAUUGCGCAAGCACGGUCAUGAGGUGGACACCGACGUGGAGCAAGCAAACGGACCCUAGUGGUCGGGCUAUUGACAGUCACGAGGCUGCUUACAAGGAGUAA
Molecule: messenger RNA, 1797 nt
Organism: Ramularia collo-cygni
Lineage: Eukaryota; Fungi; Ascomycota; Dothideomycetes; Mycosphaerellales; Mycosphaerellaceae
Product: probable asparagine synthetase 1
Exons: 3
Coding region: 1-1797 (598 amino acids)
Cellular component (GO): cytosol
Molecular function (GO): asparagine synthase (glutamine-hydrolyzing) activity
Source: RefSeq, a predicted model, not a curated record